Messenger RNA from Tilletiopsis washingtonensis, 2118 nucleotides. RefSeq names its product translation initiation factor eIF-3, subunit D. Gene Ontology annotation, cellular component: eukaryotic translation initiation factor 3 complex; cytoplasm. The transcript is spliced from 5 exons. The coding region runs from base 44 to 1840 and encodes 598 amino acids. The record is from RefSeq and is a predicted model, not a curated record. Gene Ontology annotation, molecular function: translation initiation factor activity. Gene Ontology annotation, biological process: translational initiation. Lineage: Eukaryota; Fungi; Basidiomycota; Exobasidiomycetes; Entylomatales.
GACGCAUCGGCCGCCGCCUCGCCUGCUCCCACCACAUCACACCAUGGCCUCCUUCACCCUGCCCGCGCUCGCAGAGACGCCCGACGCAUGGGGCCCGCCCGCCGAGCCGUCGGGCUCGCACAGCGUGCUGCCGCCCGACUUUGAGGGCAUCCCCUUCGUGCCCUUCGCCAAGUCCGACAAGAUCGGCCGCAUCGCCGACUGGAACGCCACGAGCGACAACGCCAGCGUCGCCGGCGACCGCGGGCGCGGCGGCCGCAGCGGCCGCGGUGGCCGCGACGGCGGCGCACAGAGCUACGGCGCCGGCGCGGCCGCCUCGACGUUCGCCUACUUCCACGGCGACGACGAGGCCACCUUCUCCGUCGUCGACAACGCCAAGGCGGCGCCGCGCGGCCGUGGCGGUCUGGCGAGCUUCUCGCGCGGCCGCGGCCGCGGCGGUGCCCGUGGCGGCGCUCGCGGUGCGGCGCCCACACGCGGCGGUGCCCGGGGCACAGGUCGGGGCGGCGUGGCGGCGCGCGGCGGUGCUGCACGGAGGGGCGGCUGGAAGGACUGGGACAAGCCGCAACGCGUGCGUGACCCGUCCGUCGACGUGGGCGCCGAGUGGGAGCAGCUCGAGGAGAUCGACUUCAGCCGCCUCAGCAAGCUGCGUCUCGAGGUGGGCGAGCCGACGGAGAUCUCCGCACACGGCACGCUGUACGAGUACGACCGUGCCUACGACCGCAUCUCGUCGGUGCGCUUCGAGAAGCCGCUGCAGCCGCUCGACCGCGUGCGCUACAACCCCACCACCCACGACGACCCCAUCCUCCUCGACGAGGCUGCCAAGCCCGCACAGGCCGGCGCCGACGGCACUGCCGCGCCCGUGCGCAUCUUCGCCACCGACUCCAUCCUUGCGCUGCUCAUGACGGCCAACCGCUCGCUCUACCCGUGGGACGUCGUCGUGACCGUCGACCCCGUCGGCAACAUCUUCCUCGACAAGCGCGACGGCGGCGCCUUUGACUUUGUCUCGGUCAACGAGAACGCCGCCGACCCGCCGCUGGACGCCAACGAGGCGGCCGCGCUGGCCGACGGCAAGGACGCCAAGAGCGCCACGGCCGUCAACAGCAUCAACACGCCGGGCAACCUCAGCCUCGAGGCCACGUUUAUCAACCAGAACUUCGCCUUCCAGGUCGUCAACGAGAAGAAGAGCAAGCAGCUGCCCGGCGGCCCGAACCCGUUCUACGACGCCGCCGCCGAGACGGACACGCUGGCGUCGUGCGGCUACCGCUACCGCAAGUGGGACGUCUCGUCGUCGGCCGACGAGCCCGUCGAGAUCUACGUGCGCACGGAGGUCGAUGCGCUGCUGCCGCCGGCGAGCAAGGGCGCCGCGCCGCAGUACAUCACCAUCAAGACGCUCAACGAGUUCGACUCGCGUGCUCAGGGUGCCGGCGGCGCGCCCGACUGGCGCUCGAAGCUCGACGCGCAGCGCGGUGCUGUCGUGGCGACCGAGAUGAAGAACAACAGCGCCAAGCUGGCUCGCUUCGCUGUGCAGAGCAUCCUUGCCGGUGCCGACAACAUGAAGAUGGGCUACAUCUCGCGCGCCAACGCCCGCGACGCCUCGCGCCAUGUCAUCCUCGGCACGCAGUGGUAUAAGCCGCGCGAGUUUGCCGCCCAGAUCAACGUCAACCUCGCCAACGGCUGGGGCAUCGUGCGCACGAUUGCCGACCUGGCGCGCAAGGCGACGGCCGAGCCGGGCAUGACGAGCAAGUUUGUGCUCAUGAAGGACCCGAACAAGCAGGUGCUGCGCUUCUACCGCGUGCCCGCGACGUGGGGCACCGAGGACGACGAGGAGCUCGGCGAGGAGUAGACGCUGCGACGACGAGUCAGGCACCACUGCUGGCCGCGCCUCUGUGCUUCUCUAUUCGCCCCCACCACCCAAAAUGGACCGCCGUUGUCUGAUCGUUGAGUUGUGUGCAUUGCGUGGCACAUCAGUCGGCGGCGCCCAGGCCCGUGCCGGCGGCGCGGUACCAGCGCACCUCGCCCGACUCGCUCCCGCUGACGAGCAUGGCGGUGCUCGGCGGCAGGCCGGCCAGCGGCGGCGUCCACACGCACGCCCAGAUGCGCGGCCCCUCGCGCAGUGUCGCC